GACGACGUAGACAGCCUGAGCCCAGUUCUCAGGGACAACCCUCCACUUCAUGAAGAGGUGAAAGCUUGGGUUAAAGAACAAAAAGUUCAGGAGAUUUUUAUGCAAGGUCCCUAUUCAUUGAACGGCUAUAGAGUACGAGUGUACAGGCAAGAUUCUGCCACCCAGUGGUUCACUGGUAUCAUUACUUACCACGAUCUUUUAAGUCGCACUAUGAUCGUUAUGAACGACCAGGUGCUAGAACCACAGAAUGUUGAUCCUUCUAUGGUACAAAUGACAUUUUUGGAUGAUGUUGUUCAUUCUCUGCUGAAAGGUGAAAACAUAGGCAUCACAUCAAGGCGAAGAUCUCGUUCCAAUCAGAAUAAUCCAACAAUUCAUCUCAGCCAUAUUGAUUUGCUGAAAUAUGGAUCCUACAGAAACUAACAGGAGGGCAAAGCCUUUUCAAGGACUGCACUUUUAAUAACCAGC
This is a messenger RNA of Rhincodon typus (whale shark), 465 nucleotides long. RefSeq names its product probable JmjC domain-containing histone demethylation protein 2C. The transcript is spliced from 4 exons. Lineage: Eukaryota; Metazoa; Chordata; Chondrichthyes; Orectolobiformes; Rhincodontidae. The annotation marks the transcript as partial. The record is from RefSeq and is a predicted model, not a curated record.